Arabidopsis thaliana (thale cress) is the source of this 819-nucleotide messenger RNA. RefSeq names its product RmlC-like cupins superfamily protein. Gene Ontology annotation, cellular component: apoplast. The transcript is spliced from 2 exons. NCBI's taxonomy places the organism in Eukaryota, Viridiplantae, Streptophyta, Magnoliopsida, Brassicales, Brassicaceae. The record is from RefSeq and is marked reviewed. The coding region runs from base 108 to 776 and encodes 222 amino acids. Gene Ontology annotation, molecular function: manganese ion binding.
GACUCCGUGGUUAUAUAUCGCAUGCAUGUUUCUCAUGCAGCAUCGCUUAAUCCACAAAAAGGGGGGAAAAAAACACACGAACAUUUCUGUUUGAGAGAAAAAAAUUAAUGGAAGGUCUUUUGCAGUUUCUAUUAGCCAAAAUCAUUUUGUUGGCUUUAGCAUCUUCGUUUGUAUAUUGUUACGACCCAUCUCCUCUUCAAGACUACUGUGUUGCCACCAACGAAACUAAUGGAGUUUAUGUAAAUGGAGAGUUCUGCAAAGAUCCAAAACGUGUAACAACCAAUGAUUUUUAUACUUCCGGCCUAAACGUCCCCGGAAACACCAUCAUCGGGCCCGGCGCUAGAAACACCGUCGUGGAUGUCGAAAGACUGCCUGGUCUCAACACUCUUGGGGUCGACAUUGCCCGCUAUGACUUUGCCCCGGGCGGUCUAGACCCACCUCACACACACCCGCGUGGCAGCCAGAUCUUCUUAGUCAUGAAGGGCAAGCUUUUCGUUGGUUUUGUGUCGUCAAAUGAAUACAACUACACGCUCUUCACCAAAGUUCUUUAUCCGGGAGAUGUAUUUGUGUUUCCCAAAGGUUUGAUACAUUUUCAUGCGAAUAUUGGGGAGACAAAUGCCGUUGUGAUUUCUGCGGGUGGGAGCCAAGACCCCGGUAGGAUCAUAAUAGGUGAUGCGGUUUUCGGAUCAAAACCUUUGAUUGAUCCCAAGGUUUUGGCUAAAGCUUUUGCGUUGGACUACAACAAAGUGAAAUAUCUUCAGGCAGUGUUUUCUUGAUGACAUACUAGCUUAAGAGAAUAAUGAUAAAAUAUAGUUAUGC